UUAUAAUAUAUAUAAUGUAAAUUAAAUAUUUUUUAUACAAUUAUAGUCUGUUUACCUUAGAAGUUGCAAACAUUAUAUUUGCGUACAAAUAAUGUCCGGUUAUAGUAUCGACCGGUUUGUCAAUUUGAGUGAAACGGAUAGGAAUGAACUGACGUGUAGUAUAUGUCAGGACAUACUAUGCUGUCCAGUGGUAUCACCUUGCUGCUUACAAAUGUAUUGCGAGGGGUGUAUACAUGAAUGGCUGCAAACCAACAAUACCUGUCCACACGAUAGGAAAGCUCUUACUAAUAGUGGACUAACACGACCACCAAGAGCACUCGUCAAUAUUUUACAGAACUUAAAAAUCAGUUGCGAUUAUAAAGACAAAGGAUGUGGAGAAGUAGUCAAAUUGGAAAACCUGACCAGGCACACUGUCAGUUGCAAAUUUAAUAUUAAGAAAUGUUCCAAGUGUACUUGUACUGAGAAGCCUGACCAAAUAUCUCAGGCAUGUCACCAGCGAGAGCUCAAAAUACUACCCAAAAUUCAGAGGUCGAUGAUGCUGCAAUAUUGAACUCAGCUCGCACAAAUAUUUUGGAUCAUCAAUUUAUUCAAAAUAAUUGCGAUGACAAUAUGACUGAGAAUAUAAUGCAAUUCAUUCGUCAAUAUAUUCUUGAAUGCAAUUCAUUAUUUGAAUUUUCUAAGAGUUUGAGAGAAAAGUUGGAUGAUGAGUUUGGUGAUAAUUGGCAUGUAAGCGCUGGCAACCUAAAUGAAUACAGUUCUUCCUGUAGUUAUGAUAGGUAUUAUUUACAAGUAGUGUUCGACCGAUUGAAUAUUCAAAUCUAUGUUACACAUUCGGUAUGUUUGAUGAUUUAAAGCGGAGGUUUCAAAGUGGAAAAAUAAGGCGUGAAUUUGAUAUUAUAGCGAACGAUAUGAAUGAAACAAUGCUAUUGGAUGUGAAAAUGAUUGUAUUCGAUGCCAUUCAUAAAAGUAAUGAUUUUCUUGAGGUGACAAAUAAUAUUGGCGAUAAAAUGACAAGCAAAUACCCUACUUAUAAGUGGCAAAUUAUUAGAUUAACAUUAGAUUUUUUUGGGAGCUACCGCAUUGUCAAGGAAAAUGGGACACGCAUAAGUUUUAAAAUAGGAAAUGUUACCUUUCUUAUAUUUGGAACUAACAGAUAAGAUAAUUAGUAGUAAUUACUAAUUACUAGAGACUUCUAAAACACAAACAAAUAUUUUUAGCGGUAAGAGGUAUGAACCCAGAGAUCAGAUAUCUAUACGAAUCAUAUAACAAGAGUUUUCACAUAAAUACAUAAAAA
This is a messenger RNA of Oppiella nova, 1294 nucleotides long. Lineage: Eukaryota; Metazoa; Arthropoda; Arachnida; Sarcoptiformes; Oppiidae. The record is from the annotation of a GenBank genome assembly.